Molecule: messenger RNA, 15197 nt
Organism: Penicilliopsis zonata CBS 506.65
Lineage: Eukaryota; Fungi; Ascomycota; Eurotiomycetes; Eurotiales; Aspergillaceae
Exons: 4
Coding region: 79-15108 (5009 amino acids)
Biological process (GO): amino acid activation for nonribosomal peptide biosynthetic process; secondary metabolite biosynthetic process
Cellular component (GO): cytoplasm
Molecular function (GO): phosphopantetheine binding; catalytic activity
Source: RefSeq, a predicted model, not a curated record
GUUACACACGCUGUCACGCACCGAUUAUACCUAAUAUCCUAUUUCAGGCACCCACGGUGAUAACAGAAGUGCUUCACAAUGGACUCCCCGGUUGCAUGUUUCUUUCCCAAUCUGACAGACGGCGUGCUAUACUCUGGCCAAGAGCAAGCCGCCGAGGGCCUCGAGUCUUUACGCAGAAACCUGGAUAUUAGCUUCAAGUCAUCUUUCAAUGAUGAAGAAUCGUCAGAGACUCACGAUUCUUCCCGCGAGGCAUUCUUUGGUGCAGCGUGGGGACUGUUACUGGCAAGAUACGUCGGGACAGAAGAUGUGUCUUUUGUCGUCGCCCGCGCCAGCGCAGGCAACUGCACGAUGACCACGUGCACCUGGACCGCGCUGGAUUCUCAAACCCAACAACAACUGCUUCUCCAGGCACAAGAGACCCUUUCCAGCACGGUAGAUCAGGGAUCAUGGUCAGAGUUUGGAGAAUCGAAAGAGCUGCCGGUGCCGGACUUUGCCAAUACAAUGAUUUUGUUGGAGGAUGCGGAUGUUGAAGGAGCUGGAGAUGUGCUCAGCAGUGUGACAACGAAGAAAAACCUCCUGGUUCUUCACCUCGCGGUGACAGCGAAUGGUAUCUCGAAGGCCAACCUUGACUAUCACUAUUCGAUGCUUUCCGAUAAUCAAGCGGCCAACGUUGCUACCACUUUGAUGAAGAUCCUUGACGGCUUGAAGAACGCCCCCCAGGUACCGAUUAAGGACCUAGACUAUAUGAGCCAAGAACAUCUGGAGCAGAUAUGGCGGAUGAACAGCCAUGUCCCGGAGGCUGCGACGGAGUGUUUCCAUGACGUGGUCCAAAAACAAUUCGCUAUCAGACCAGAAGCAACGGCUGUCGAUGCUUGGGAUGCCAGACUCACGUAUGGAGAGCUUGUGCCGUUGGCAACUCGUCUUGCAAGCCAUCUUCAGAGUCGUGGGGUCUGCCCCGGUGUUGUCGUCCCUCUUUGCUUUGAGCCCUCUUCCUGGUCCGUCGUCGCAACUCUUGCCGUGUCGAUGGCCGGAGGAGCGUUUGUCAAUAUCCCGCCGUCGUUGCCUCAGGGAAGAAAAGAUAUUAUUUUGAGCGCCAUCGACCCUCCAAUCCUGCUUACCACUUCUGACUACGGACAUCUUUGGGAGAACACCGGAAUUAAUUGGAUUACAAUAGAAGACAAUCGAAUAGCCGAUUUGGAGGACUGCGACAGUCCACCCGAACCUCUCGCAAAACCUAGUGAUAUGUUCUACGUUGUUUUCACUAGCGGCUCGACUGGCACCCCGAAAGGAUGCAUCGUCGCUCAUGAUGGCUUUGGAACGGCCAUCCUCAGAAACGGCCCGUUAUGGAAGUUCACACCUGAUCGCCGUAUCUUUCAGAUGGCCAGUCAUGCAUUUGAUAUGAGUACCUUGGAAAUAGGACUCGCCCUGGCCUUUGGGGCUUGUGUAUGCGUGCCGCGGUCCACGGAGAUCCAAGAGAGCCUUCCUGAAGCCAUGAACAAGUACAAUGUCGACCUUUCUAUCAUGACGCCUGCCGUGGCGCGUAUCUUUACACCAGAAGAAGUUCCAAGCAUUCGAGUUCUCCUUGUUGGCGGCGAGGCAUGGGCGCCCGAGAUCAUCGACACAUGGGCGGAGAAGAUUGAUCUCAUACAGAUUUACGGACCUACCGAGUGCUCUGCUAUUUCUUCAUCUGCACCGGUGACUCGACUAGAUUACGACGCACAGAUGAUCGGGUACCCCCAAUCUGCGGCAUUCUGGGUCGUAAUGCCAGAGAACCGCAACCGGCUGGCUCCCAUAGGAUCACCAGGUGAACUGCUCAUCUCUGGUCCUAUUGUCGGAUUGGGUUACUAUAAAAACCCCGAGAAGACUGCUGAGGCCUUUAUUGAUGUCCCCGAUUUCGUGAAAGACGAUCCUGUGUUCGGUUCCACGCGCUUCUACAAGACCGGUGAUCUCGUCCGGUGCAAUUCGGACGGAGGCAUCACCUUCUGUGGCAGAGUCGACAACCAAGUCAAGCUUAAUGGCCAGCGGAUCGAGCUGGAGGAAGUGGAAUACAACAUCAGCCUCUUCGACGGCCACCCUCUUUCAGUAGUCUUGGUGCCAAAGACUGGACACUGCCAGAGAAAUCUGGUGGCAGUCAUCGCUGCGAAAUCAAAAUCCCCUGGAGAUCAACCCGGGGGCACCGAAAUUGAACUCGUCAAUGGUCAUUCAGAGUUUCCGACUUUAAGCCUGAUCCAGAGUUACUCGGAAGAACUCAGGGGUAAACUGCCGCGGUACAUGGUCCCUACGGUGUGGGCGUUCAUCGCGUCUAUGCCCAUAACAAUUUCGGGGAAGGUUGACCGGGUGCGAGUUCGCAGGUGGCUCGAAGGCAUAGACGAGGACACGGCUUUUUCCAUCGUUGGAAGGACUAGAAAGCCAGUCGAAGACACUACCGAGAAAAGUGACCUCGAAGAGCGGAUACAAGCCAUAUGGAGCGAAGUGCUCAAAGUACCGCAAGAUGAAAUUGGGUUACACCAGAGCUUCUUCUCUCUGGGUGGCGAUUCCGUCCUGGCCCAGAAAGCUGCAGCAAAAUGCCGCAAAGAAAAUAUCUUAUCGAGUAUGGUUCAUAUACUCUCAUCUGAAGGCGUUUCUGAGGUGGCAGCGUUGGCGCACCGGGUGGAAAUCGGUGAUGGGCUCAAGAGCUCACCGACCUUGGGCUUCAACCUUUCAGAUUUGCAGACGAUGGUUGACAAUGGCUACCAGCUGACAAAAUUCGGUCUUUCCAAUAUCGUCGAGAUCGACGAUGUCUAUCCGUGCAGCGCAGCGCAGGAGGGAAUGCUUCUUGGCCAGAUCAGACGACCGGGAUCGUAUCACCUUCGGUUUUUUUACCAAAUCCACACCAAAAACGACGAAUACCCUGAUUUCGAGAGGUUCAGGGCCGCAUGGACGGGUGUUGUUGCUCUACAUCCAGGCCUUCGCACGGUUUUCGUGGAUGAUCUCCCCGGCGAUGCGGUAUAUCACGCGAUUGUCUUGAAAGCACCCCAAGCUGAGAUGAACAUGAAGGAGGUUCCACCAGAUAUGCCUCCAUCGGAGGUUGUGGACUUAUUCAGAGCCUCGAAAGUUCCAUUCCGGCCACAUCGCCCUCCCCAUCGUUUAACUGCUUGUGUCUCCGCAGGCAAGCUCCGGUAUUGCAUGAUAGAAAUGUCACAUGCAAUUAUCGAUGGUGCUGGUAUGGAAGCCCUGUUCAAGGACCUCGUGCGUGCCUACCAUGAGGGUCCAGAUAUGCGUGAAGUACCACCGUAUCGCAAUUUUGUAGAGUAUGAGAUCCAGAAAGAAACGGAACAGAGCGCUCAGUACUGGUCGUCUGCCUUGGAGGGAUGUUCUUCUUGUAUUCUGUCAUUCGGCACCACUCGAAAAGCAGAUGUUUCUGCAUCGUCCAUUGGUUUGCGGAGAGAUUUCGAUUUUGACAGAAGCAAGGAGCUGCUAGAUUUCUGUCUAGAGAGACGCCUAACUAUUGCUUCUGCCGUCCGGGCUGCAUGGUCGACAGUGCUUCGAACGUACACGGGCUCUAACGACGUAUGCUUUGGCUAUCUCUCUGCCGGACGACAUAUACCUGUCAAAGAUAUUGAUGAAAUGGUCGGCCCAUGCUUCAGUAUCCAGCCUUGCCGCGCACAGAUUGAACCAGGUGCAAGUCUUGUCUCUAUUGCGGAGCAAAUCCAAGACAAGUAUAUGGAGGCUCUCCCGUACCAGCAUUAUCCGUUAUCGAAACUCCAACGGCAGCUGUACCCCAAUGGAGGCGGAACGAUGUUCAACACUGCCGUUUCGAUGGAGUGGAUUCCCGGAAAUGACUUAUACUCUGGUUCUUCUUUCUCCCUGGAAGAAAUGAUUGGGCAAGAAGACCCUACUGAGUUUGAAAUUGCUAUUUGUAUCGAGAUUGUGGAUGGCCAUAUCAAGCUUGGCUUCCUGUACUGGCCGACUGUCACCGAGUUCGAAUUGGAAAACAUUGCGAGCGCUUUGACCGAGGCUCUUUAUGGCUACCUCAAGCACCCUGACAUGCCAGUCGAUACGGUUUCACUGGUUUCUGAAAAGGAGGUCGCAAAAAUGCAGGAUACUUAUCUGCACCAAGAGCUGCAGGAAACAAAAACGAUUCUCACGUCCAUUCGCCAACACAGUGAAUUGUACCCAGAUAGUCCAGGCCUGGUCUCGUGGGACGGCGAGUUUUCUUACGCCCAAAUAGAAGAGAUUACAACCAAGAUUGCCCUGGACCUUAUUAGGCGUGGCGUUCAACGGGGAGACAAAGUUGUGAUCUGUAUGUACAAGUCAUGUUGGGCUAUCAUGAUGCUCAUGGCCAUUCUCAAGUCUGGGGGUGUGUUGGUCGCUGCGACGCCAUUCCAGCCGAAGGAAAGACUUGAGAAAGUCGUUUAUCACUCCUCUCCAAAACUGGUAAUUGUCGACCCGCAGCAUAUUGAGUUAUUCCAAGAUAUGCAUGAUAGCGUUAUUUCGUUCGAAAUGAGUGAGAUGGAGUCAUUACCGCCGCAGGAAGGCGAAAUACCGACGAUUGAAGACACCGACGUUGCCACGAUAAUAUACACUUCAGGCAGUACCGGUGAGCCGAAAGGUAUGAUGAUAGAUCAUGGCGCAUUGGCGACGUCCAUCCUCCUCGGCCACGGGAACAUUGUGGGUUUCUCAAGAGACACGCGUGCACUGCAGUUCUCCUCUUUCACAUUCGACUUCAGCUACGCCGAGAUUUUCACUACUCUUGCGUUUGGUGGCUGUAUCUGUGUACCAUCCGAGGAAGAAAAGUCUUCUAAUCUCGCCGGCUGUAUCAACCGAAUGCAGGCAAAUUUGGCUUUCCUCACGCCAUCGGUGGCCCGGACGAUCCAACCUGAAGAUGUGCCAUGCCUAAAGACUCUUCUCCUCGGUGGUGAAGCCAUGUCGGUGCAAACUUUACAGACAUGGGCAAGCUCAGUUGCGCUCUUUAACGGGUACGGGCCUGCAGAAGCAACGGUCCUGAUCUCUGUGCGCGGGCCUAUGACACCUGAUGAUGAUCAAAUGAACGUUGGUCAUCCAGUCAAGGGUUCUAGGGUAUGGCUUACUGAAGUAGCGGAUGACAGACGCCUAGCCCCUCGAGGUUGCAUUGGGCAGGUCAUGAUUGAAUCUCGACAACUUGCACAGGGGUAUUUGAACGCCGAGGAAGCUACAAAGGCGGCUUUCAUCCCGAGUCCAUCAUGGUUGGCUGGUAGUUCUUCUACAACGAUAUAUAAGACAGGCGAUUUGGCUCGUUACGAGGAAGACGGUACCCUGCGUUUUAUCGGACGUCAAGAUACUCAGACCAAGUUGCGUGACCAACGUCUUGAACUGGGUGCCGUGGAAUUUCACCUAUUGGAAUGCAUCCCGGCAACUAGCAUAGUUGCGGACGUUAUAAUCCCGGCUGGCGAACAAAACACUGAAAAGGCAAUCCUCGCAGCAUUUGUCUACGGGCUGGAGGGUACUGAGACUUCAACAGGAAAUGAGGAAACGCCCUCGGCUUGUCCUUUCGAACUGUCCACGGAUGUCAAACAACAGCUCACAAAGCGACUGCCUACUUAUAUGAUCCCCCUCGUCUUCUUCACUAUUGACCGCUUGCCACUCAACAUGUCUGGAAAGGCGGAUCGGAAGCGUCUUCGGGAGAUUGGUGCUACAUUCACUCUCAAACAACUUGCGGAGACUCGCAAUGGGCAGACAAAGAAAGCUCUGACUGCAGCGAAUCCUACAGAGGAGAGCAUUUUGAAGCUCUGGAGUCAAACAUUGAACAUCGAAGCGAAACACAUAAGCCUGGAUGAUAACUUUGCGCAUCUGGGUGGUGAUUCUAUUGCUGCCAUGAAGCUCGCUGCAGCAGCCCGACGCAAUGGCAUGACUCUCUCUGUCGCGGACAUUUUUCAACAGCCUACGAUAAGGAAGCAAGCCUCGGUUGUCUUGUCCAAGAUGCAAAAUACCCAAACCAACGGAUCUAUAGCGGUCACCAACGGCUACAAUAACUGGAGCUCCCGAGAAAUAAUCAUUCAAGCGGCUGUGAGUCAAUGCCGGAUAUCACGGGAUUUAAUUGAUGAUAUCUAUCCAUGCACUGCACUCCAAGAAGGAAUGAUGGCCCAUACCGUGAAGAAAGCCACUGCGUACACGCGUGUAUUCACCUAUUCGCUUCCUGCCAGUGUCGACCUCGAUCGAUUCCGCGACGCCUGGGAGCAAGUGGCGCAAGCACAUCCUGCUCUGCGUACUCGCAUUGUGCACGUGAAAGAUCAUGGUAGCUUCCAGGUUGUUGUCAAGGAGAAACUGAACUGGGAAGUGUUCGAAGCAACCCAGUCGGCAGAGGUCCCUGACCUAACGUCCAGUAUGGGAUUAGGAACGCCAUUGGCACGUUUUGCAUUCUUCCACUCGCUGGCCGAAGGCUCAGAGACGCAGUUUCACCUUUCUUUGCACCAUGCUCUGUACGACGGUUGGUCAGUGCCACUGCUCUUGGAUGAAGCUGAGGAAGCCUACCAAGGAAAGUCACUACAAUCACAUCCGGUCAAACCCUUCAUCUCCCAUCUGGUAGAUCAAAGAAGUUCUGCCGAGGAGUUCUGGAAGAAACAACUUGCGGAUGUCGAACCUCAAGCAUUUCCACACUUACCAUCUGUUGGUUACGACCCAUCUCCAAAAUCAGGUCUCAGCCGAACCUUUACCAUUCCAAGCGGCGGCAUAACCAACUUCACGCUCUCGACCAAGUUGAGGUUCGCCUGGGCCCUGACAGUCUCGCAGUACACCAACACGAAAGAUAUCAUUUUCGGCAUGAUAUCAACUGGAAGAGGUAUCCAAGUCAUGGGAGUUGAGGAGCUAGUUGCCUGCACCAUUGCAACAUUUCCAGCCCUUGUUGUCAUUGACCAAACACAGACGGUCACGGAGGCGCUGAGGGCUACCGAAAACCGCUCAAUCGACACCAUUCCACACGAACACUUGGGAUUGCAAAAUAUCAGUCGUUUGGGCCAGGCCUUUGAAACAGCUUGCCGAUUCCAAUCCUUGUUCGUAGUCCAUCCACACAAGAAAGAGUCGACGUCGACAUUGUUCAUUGAAGAGCACGACCCGUCGACGAUCGAACCGAUUGACUCGUACGCUCUCAUUCUGGGAUGCCAGAUGCUCACGGGUGCCGUGCAGGUUGACGCUACGUUUGAUCGCAACGUAAUCGACGAGCUCAAAAUGGAGCGCAUUCUUUGCCAAUUUGAGCAUAACCUCAGAUUGAUCUAUUCAGAGCCCGACAUGACUGUUUCAAGCAUCGAAACUCUCACUGUCGCAGACUGGCACCAAAUUGAAGGCUGGAACAAUCGGGAGCCUUAUCCGAGCGAGAUGGAUACCUGCGUCAAUGACCUGCUUCACCAAAAAUGCCUCAGUCAGCCCGACGCGCCUGCAAUUUGCUCCUGGGAUGGUGAUUUGACGUACAAAGAAUUGGACGACUUAUCUUCCCAGCUUGCCCUUCAUCUUCAGAAUUCUGGGGUGGGACCGGAGACAUUCGUACCCUUGCUUUUUGGGAAGUCUCGCUGGGCUGUAGUUGCGCAGCUCGCAGUCGUCAAAGCAGGAGGUGCCCUGGCUCCCUUGGAUAUUGCACAUCCAUUGGAACGGCUUCAGAAGAUUUGCAGAGACAUCAAAGCAUCCAUGGUUCUCGUUGCAGAAGACCAGUUGGAGACUGCUGGACUUUUAGCUCUUCCACCGACGACAGUCAAUCACGAUCUGUUCGUGAGCGGGUUACCAGAUCUCGAUCAGGAGUUAAAAUCCACCGUCAGCCCGUCCAAUGCGCUUUUCGCUAUAUUCACAUCUGGCUCCACAGGGACUCCCAAGGGUGUCGUCAUAGAACACCAGUCGUACUAUGUCAGCGCACUUGCUCAGAUCCAAGGAUUCAAACUCGACCAGAACUCGAGAGUUUUGCAGUUCGCUGGAUAUGGGUUCGAUGCUAGUGUUAUGGAGCAUUUGACCACCCUCGUUGCCGGUGGAUGCAUUUGCAUUCCAUCUGACCACGACAGACUGAAUCAGCUUGUAGAUGUGUCGAACCGCCUUGAGAUCACGCAUGCCUAUCUCACUCCAUCAGUUGCAAGAAGUAUCAAUCCGAAGGAGCUGAAUACCCUGAAACGGCUGGUCCUGAUUGGCGAACCUGUCACAGAAAGUGAUGUUGAGCUUUGGUCACCCUUCCUUGACUUGAUCAAUGGGUACGGCCCUUCCGAAUGCUCCAUCAUAUCUACAAUCCAAGAAUGCCUCAGCACCGAAAAAUCACCUUCCAAUAUCGGACAAGCUGCUGGCGGUGUGUGCUGGAUCGUUGACCCCAAUGAUAUUGAGCGAUUGUUACCGAUUGGUGCCAUUGGUGAGCUGAUCAUCGAAGGCAUUAUCGUUGGACGAGGAUAUCUGAAUGGGGCAAAAGCCAAUGCUGCAUCUUUCAUAACCCAAAGCCCCGAGUGGCUCAAACGACUUAGAGGUGCUGAUUCCUGCCGAGUCUACAAAACCGGAGAUCUCGUCCGGUAUACCGCAGAUGGCUCGUUUGAGUAUAUCGGGCGAAAGGAUACCAUGGUCAAGCUUCGUGGCCAGCGUAUUGAUUUACUGGAAAUCGAGCAUCACCUCCGCCUUUGUUUCGAGACCAUGAGCUUUGUUAUUGCGGAGGUAGUUAUGCCUCAGGACGGUCUUUCACCAAUGUUAGUUGCCUUUCUCGGAUCUCAUUCAUCAGGAGAGAUCAACCGCGACCAAAGCCUGUUCCUCCCUCCGAUGGAGCAAUCGCCGUCCGAGAUCCAGCAAGUGAAGAAACAACUUCGAGAUCAUCUACCUGCAUAUAUGGUCCCGGAGGUUUUCAUACCAUUGAGAGAUGUCCCUCUACUUAAGGUUUCUGGAAAGGUUGACAGACAGUCGCUGAAGAAACAAGUCACUUCGAUGUCUCGAGAAUGGUUGAAAAGCUACAGCUUCGCUGAUGCACCGAAAGUCGCACCUUCAACCGAGAAGGAGAAAAUGUUACGACAGACCUGGGCCCGCAUUCUUAACAUUCCAUCCGACGACAUCAGUAUCCACGACAAUUUCUUCCAUAUCGGCGGUGAUUCAAUCUCGGGGAUGCAGCUCUCGAUGAGAUGCAGUACCCUUGGCCUUCCUGUUAGUGUCGCAGACCUGUUCCGGUACAAGACGAUUGCAAAUCUUGCGGCACACCUGGAGACUACAAAGCUACCACUCGUCAACGCCUUUGCACAUCACGAGGAGAGGGCUCAAGCAACUGAAUGGUAUGAACUUUCUCCAAUUCAGAGAAAAUUUUUUGAAGUUUUACCCGACGGACUCAAUCACUUCAACCAAAGCUUCUUUCUGCGGCUCACAAGACAUGUUCACGACCCAGACGUUGCUCGAGCAAUUGAAGCAAUAGUGAUUCAACACCCAAUGUUACGCACUCGGUACAGAAAAGAACCUGAUAAUCAGUGGAAGCAGGCAGCAACAGGGAACAUAUCUGAUUGCUAUCGUUACAAAACUCACCAGAUCAAUGCAAAGGAGGACAUCGCGGCUUUUGCUAUUGACUCACAGACUGUCUUAGAUUUUCAGGACGGUCCCAUCUUCGCCGUUGAUCUUUUCAUUCUACCGAAUGGGGAACAAUAUAUCUUCCUUGUUGCACACCAUCUCGUCAUUGACCUGGUUUCAUGGAGAAUCAUCUUGGAAGAUGUCGAAGAGUUCCUGGUCUACAAAAACAUCACUCGGAUCCCCUCGAUGUCUUUCCAAACCUGGUGCCACCUCCAACUCGAAUAUGGCUCUCAAAUACUUACUCCAGAAAAGGCUUAUCCUGGAUAUAGCCAGUCACAAGAAGUUGUGUGCGAGGAUUUCUGGGAACUGAAUGGCAAACAAACCACGUUCGAGGACUCGGAGAUGUUCGAUUUCAGCCUCGAUCAGCAGACUACCAAAAAUCUUCUGGCAGAGGCAAACAUCGCUCUACGCACUCAGCCAGUUGAGAUCAUGCAAGCAAUACUCCUCUACUCCUUUGUUCAGGCAUUCCCCGACCGACCUGCCCCCGUCAUCUGGACUGAAGGCCAUGGAAGAGAACCGUGGGACCCAUCCAUCGAUUUGACGAGUACGGUGGGAUGGUUUACCACUAUAUGGCCGACUAUAGUCCAACUUUCUGCUUCAGAUGACGUUGUCGAAGCAGUCAGGCGUACUAAAGAUGGGCGCCAUCAGCUUCCAUCCAACGGCUGGGCAUAUUUUGCAUCACGAUACCUUAAUGCCGACGGUCAGAAGGCAUUCAAGGAGCAAGAGCCUCCUGAAAUCAUUUUCAACUACCUUGGGCGCUACCAGCAACUUGAACGAGCCGAGAGUUUGAUGCAGUUGGAAAAGCUUGAUGAAAGCGUCUCUGAUGUUGCUGUCAAUGCCCCGCGCUUCGGAUUGGUGGACGUGUCAGCUGUUGUCUUGGAGGAUCGGUUGACAUUCAAUUUUGUUGUCAAUCGGAAUAUGAAAUACCAGACUCAGAUUCGACAAUGGAUUGAGGGAUGCGAGGCUCUACUUCAAACAGCAGUUCAGAAAUUGACAUCCUUGCAGCCCAGCUUGACCCUUGCGGACAUUCCUCUACUGUCCCUGGGUUAUGAUCAAUUGGAUGAGUUUUUGAACAUUCAUUUGCCCAAGGCAGGACUUUCUGCAAAUGCUAUCGAAGAUAUCUAUCCGUGUUCGCCAGUGCAGACAGGCAUUCUACUCAGCCAGCUCAAGGACUCGCGGACUUACCAAUCCCGCGUCGUGUGGAGAGCGUAUUCUCCUAGUUCAAUUGAUGUUGAUCGACUUCGGGAUGCAUGGAAACAACUUGUCAACCGUCACACUGCCCUUAGGACUAUCUUCCUGGGAGUUUCAGGGAGAAAUUACAUCGACCAAGUUGUACUGAAGAGCGAAGCCGAACUCGCUCAACUAGGUAUUGAAUAUGGUUCAAUUUCUCAGCCUACGACAGACGUGAGACUGCAAUCUCCUCACAAGUUCCUGGUAUCUCAAACACAGACAGGCGAUGUUAUCUGCGAGUUUUCAUUCAACCAUGCUUUGAUGGAUGCGAUCUCGCUGGACAAUAUCACGCAGGAGCUCGGAUUGGCAUAUGACGGAGAACUGCCUAGUCUCCAAGGUCCGCCGUAUCGAGACUACGUCGCAUACCUUCAAGAACUUGACACCCAGUCCGCGCACGAAUUUUGGCAAGGCUAUCUGUCCGACACCGAACCUUGCUAUCUUCGGAGUUUGGAUCGGAUUCUUGCCUCUGGCGAUGAAAAGAGGGUCGAAUCGAUUCUAAUCAGUUUGGACGUAGUCAGUGAGAUCCAGGAGUUUUGCAAACUGCACACCUUGACUCCUACCAACGUCAUGCAUGUUGUUUGGGCACUGGUACUCCAGGGCUAUACCUCCAUGAGCACAGUAUCCUUUGGCUAUGUUACAUUUGGUCGCGAUAUACCCAUGAAGGAUGCUCAAGACGCGGUUGGACUCUUUAUCAACGCCCUCGCUCGUCGAAUCCAUCUGCAGGGAGACUCGUCUGUUCUGUCCGUGAUGAAGAAUGCCCAAGAGGAACUGAUGAACAGUUUAGCACAUCAGCAUUAUUCAUUGGCGAAUGUUCUUCACGCCAAGGGCCUAUCUGGAAGAGCACUUUUCAACACUGGGAUAUCCAUACAGGAUCUCAUGGGGUCUGAAUCGAUAGGUCAACCAACUGUGGGUUUCGAACAAGUAGAAGGAGAAGACCCGACUGAAUACGAUCUCAGCAUCAAUAUUGGCAUAAGUAAAGAGAAUUUGGAUGUUGCGUUCAAUUACUGGACGUCUUUCUUGACGAAGGAGCAGGCUGCUUGCAUUGCACAAACUUUCCAACACGUUCUAAGUCAAGUUUUGGAACAACCCUCAAGAAGAAUCGACGAAAUCGAGGUCAUCAGCAGGGAAGAUAAAGUACAGAUUAACAAAUGGAACCAAGAUAUCCCUGAAUCUGUUGACAACUGCGUGCACAAUUUGAUCCAGGAGUUCGGCGUCACACAGCCAGAUGCGCCGGCGGUAUGUGCAUGGGAUGGGGACUUCACCUACAAGGAGCUUAACGACCUAGCGUCUACGGUAUCAAGGCACAUUUUCAAACUCGGAGCCUGCACUGAUAUUGUGGUCCCAAUCUGCUUUGAAAAGUCUCGAUGGGUGGCGGUAUCUGUACUUGCUGUGCUCAAAGCAGGAGCUGCUUUCGUGCUCCUGGAUCCGACGCACCCCCUGCAUCGUCUUCAAGAAAUCUGCCGAGAUGUUGGUGCACAGCUUGUGAUUUCUUCCCAGCAAAAUAAAGACAUGGCAGCAGAGCUUGCUGAGAAGGUGGUUGAGGUCUCAGACGAGGUGUUUGAAUGGCCUGAGGAUGACAGCCCUCCCUUGAUACCAGCAGCGGAACCCAGCAAUGCAGCAUACGCUGUAUUCACGUCAGGCUCUACUGGAAAGCCGAAGGGGGUUAUGAUUGAACAUCGGUCUUUAUGUGCGGUCAUCUAUGCGAACAAAGGGCCCAUGGGAUUAGAUUCUAGCUCUCGGUUCUUUCAUUUCGCCUCCUACGCUUUCGACGUCAGUGUGCUUGAAAUUAUGUUUACGAUUACCCUUGGGGGCUGUCUUUGCGUACCGACAGACGCUGAACGGAAAGACAAUCUUGCUGCGGCUGUUACAAGGCUCAAGGCGAACAUCUUGGAUGUGACCCCAACCGUUGCUAGAACUCUGGAUCCAGAGACCGUCAAAGGUAUAGACAUGUUGGUCCUAGGUGGCGAAGCCGUUUCAUCAAGUGACUUCGAGACAUGGCAUGAUAAGACCAAAUUGGUCGUUGCAUACGGCCCUGCGGAGUGCACCAUCGCAGCGUUUGCCACCACCCCACGCACCAUGUUUGACGACCCUCGAAACUUGGGCAACACGACAGGAUGCAUCGCAUGGAUUGUCAGCCCCGAGGACCAUACGAAGCUCAUGCCAAUUGGAGCAAUUGGUGAACUUGCCAUCGAAGGUCCAACUGUCGGUCGUGGAUAUAUCAACAACCCUGUCAAGACAGAGGAAGUCUUUGUCAAUUUUCCGUCUUGGUUAGCAACGCUUCGCAACGGCCAACAGGGCAAGUUAUAUAAGACCGGCGACUUGGUGAGUUACGCGCAAGACGGCACCAUCCGCUUCUGGGGAAGAAAGGAUACACAAAUAAAGCUCCGUGGGCAACGAAUCGAAACUGGAGAAGUGGAAUACCAUGUGAAACAGGCAUUUCCAGAUGUUGAAGAGGCUUUUGUGGAUCUCGUCACUCCCGCCGACAAAGACAAAUCGCCUUACCUUGUGGCCUGUGUCCUGCAGCACAAACAUGAGGGCCAUCCCCAGAGCGCCCAAGAUGGUGAAAGCAUAUUCGAAGCGCCGUCUGACCAGUUCAAUUCCGAUGUGAAGCAAGCCGAGCCCAAACUUCACGGCGUACUGCCAGGCUAUAUGGUGCCUACCGUGUUCCUACCUCUUUCCUUCAUGCCGAUGACCAAGUCAUUCAAAGUCGACCGCAAUCUGUUGCGCCGUCAACUUGCAGCCCUUUCCUGGGAAGAUAUCAGAUCCUACACCACUGCAUACGUUGACAGGCGUGAGCCAAAGACUGCCAACGAAAAGGCUCUCUUCGAUUUGAUCUCUGGGAUCUUAAAUCUACCUCCAGACUCGAUGUGGCUCGAUGACGACUUCUUCCGCUUAGGAGGGGAUUCCGUCGUUGCCAUGCGGCUAGUUGAUUCGGCUCGACAAAAAGGCUUCGAACUUUCUGUAUACAACAUUUUCAAGCAUCCAAAAUUGUCAAACCUGGCCCUCAAAAUGACUCGGAUCACUGGAAACGACAAGAUCAGUAUCGAAGCCCCCCGUUCAUGCUCCUUGUUACCACAGUUCAGAGAAGCCUCUCCAAGGUAUCCUUUCGACCUUGACGACAUAGUUGACGUCCUUCCUACAACCCAGAUUCAACGGUUCUACGUCCAAAAGGCGCAAUAUACAUACUGCACUAUCGACAUCCCAGGCUCUAUUGAUGUUGACCGACUUCAAAAGGCUCUCCGAGCACUGUUGGAGAAACACAGCGCUUUGAGGACCGUCUUCGUCCCGUUCCAGGAAAGCCUGGUACAGGUAAUCCUGCGUCAAAUCAACCUUGACCUGGAACAGUUGCAUACUGAAGAUGGGAUACCAGCUUUUGUGGAGGCGAUGUGUCGCCAGGACUCAGUUGUGCCUGUCCCCUACGGUACACCGUAUUUCGAGGCCAAGCUAGUUUCUCAAAAUGAGUCUCUCCACACCUUGGUUAUCCGACUCUCUCAUGCCCAGUACGAUGGAGUAUCUAUGCCUACGUUCUUUACAGACUUGGCCACAUCCUAUGGAGGCGACUCGCUGGUCUCUUCCCCUGUGUUUGCUGAUUUUGUCAUUCAACGUGCAGAGCUGAAUUCGCGGCCAGAGACGUCUCAAUUCUGGGAGAACCUUUUGGCUGGCUCCUCUAUGACAUACCUUGAGUCUGAUGUCAGCAACAGGACCAACGGUGUCAACAGUACCGCCGGUGAAAAGGUCAUGAAUCGAGUUGAAGUCUUCCGUACCAUAUCUAUGGACAGCCUUCCCGAAGGAAUCACACUUGCAACUGUCUUGAAGACUGCCUGGUCAUUGGUCCUCCGAAAGAGAGCGCAAGCAAAUGACCUUGUAUUUGGCCAGGUGAACAAUGGCCGCAGCAUGUCAUUGAAUGGAAUCGAAAACGUCGUCGGGCCAUGCACUACCUUCGUUCCUGUCCGGGUGACUCUUGAACCCGAAUGGAAGGUUCAGGACCUCUUUAACCACCUGCAAGACCAACAUGUGCAAAGCUUAGCCUUCGAGACCAUGGAUCUAGACGAUAUCGUUCAUCACAGCACUGAAUGGCCUACAGGUACCCGGUUUGGGACAGUUGUCCAGUGCCAGAAUAUCUCUGUUGACAAUGACUACCUCCUCGACGGAAUCCAAUGCAGCACCCGAGCAGUCGGGUAUAACCAUGCACCUGAGAGUCUGUUCGUCCUUGGUGUUCCUCAAGGGUCUGAACUGAAGGUUUAUAUUGUUGGUAAUGACGAGAUGAUCGAUGAAGGUUCCGGAGAGAUUUUGUUAGAGGAGGUUUGCCAAAUGAUUGGAGAUGUCUUGAUUGAUUCUGAGAGAUUGGUGAUGGACCUUUGAGGUUUUGGAUAAAGGGUUUUGUACCUUAACCUUCAUAUAUAAAAUGCAUACUCAUAAGACUUAUACUAACAAUGACUGCUCUUGAGGGC